AUGCCUAAAAAUUACCAGCAUGUUCUUGCCUUCAUCUUUGCAAUUCAAGAGAUCAACAGGAAUGACCAUCUCUUACCCAAUAUCACACUGGGAUUCGAAAUCUAUGACAAUGUUUUCAAUCCUCUGAAAGCCGUUGGGAACACUCUGCAGUUCCUCUUCACAGGGCAGGGGAAUCCCUUGAAUUACAACUGUGACGGGAAGCAGCAGCUAGUCCUUGCCAUUGGUGGGCUCACCUCCCCAAAUUCCAUGCAGAUGGCCAGUGUCUUCAAUACCUACAAGAUCCCACAGCUUCAUGCUUUUCUGAGCAAUAUCCAUUUCAACAAUAGUGCUGGGGAAGAAAUCUUUUUUGAUGAGGAAGGGAGCCUGCCCUCAGGAUACGAUAUCAUCAACUUGGUCGCAUUCCCCAAUGACACCUUCCAGAAAGUCCAAACUGGAAGGAUGGAUCCCCUGGCUCGUGAAGGAAAAAGGUUCACCAUGAAUGCAAGUGCUACUGUAUGGAACCACAAGUUUAAAGAGCAUGUUCUUGCCUUCAUCUUUGCAAUUCAAGAGAUCAACAGGAAUGACCAUCUCUUACCCAAUAUCACACUGGGAUUUGAAAUCUAUGACAAUGUUUUCAAUCCGCUGAGAGCCGUUGGGAACACUCUGCAGUUCCUCUUCACAGGGCAGGGGAAUCCUUUGAAUUACAACUGUGACGGGAAGCAGCAGCUAGUCCUUGCCAUUGGUGGGCUCACCUCCCCAAAUUCCAUGCAGAUGGCCAGUGUCUUCAAUACCUACAAGAUCCCACAGCAUGGCUUAUAUGUUCCAAAUCAAGACAACUGCACUGGGGAGGAGAAACUGGGGAGCCUCCCUGAAUCUGUGCUUGAAAUGGGCAUGUCUGGGCAGAGCUAUAACAUCUACAAUGCUGUUUAUGCUGUAGCCCAUGCUCUCCAUACUAUGUAUUCUUCGAAAACUAAACAGAAGGAAAUUGAGAAACUCGGGGGAAAGAGUCUUCUGUUACGGCCUCUUCAUGCUUUUCUGAGCAAUAUCCAUUUCAACAAUAGUGCUGGGGAAGAAAUCUUUUUUGAUGAGGAAGGGAGCCUGCCAUCAGGAUACGAUAUCAUCAACUUGGUCACAUUCCCCAAUGACACCUUCCAGAAAGUCCAAACUGGAAGGAUGGAUCCCCUCGCUCGUGAAGGAAAAAGGUUCACCAUGGAUGGAAGUGCUACUGUAUGGAACCACAAGUUUAAAGAGAUGCAACCCCGUUCCCGGUGUGUCGAGAGCUGCCAUCUUGGAUCCAGCAGGAUUGCCCAGCGGGGAAGACAAGUUUGUUGCUAUGAUUGUGCUCAGUGUCCUGCGGGAAGGAUUUCAAUACAGACUGAUGCAGACCAGUGUGAGAUGUGCCCAGAAGAUCAAUGUCCAAAUGAGAAACAGGAUCAAUGCAUCCCCAAAAGAAUAACUUAUUUAUCCUAUGGAGAACCAUUGGGAGCGGUUUUGAUUUCUUUUGCUCUUUUGUUUUCCCUGAUCACCUUUGCUGUGAUUGGGAUCUUUGUUCAGCUCCGCAAAACUCCCAUUGUGAAAGCCAAUAACUGGAGCAUUACCUGUACGCUACUCUUCUCUCUGCUGCUUUGCUUUCUCUGCUCCUUCCUAUUCAUUGGUCAGCCUAGGAAGGUGACCUGCCUCCUCAGACAAACCGUGUUUGGCAUCACGUUUACUGUUGCUCUUUCUUCUGUGUUGGCCAAAACCAUCACUGUUGUUCUGGCCUUCCUGGCCACCAAGCCGGGAAACAGGUUGAGGAGAUGGAUAGGGAAGAGGCUGGCAGUAUCGGUCAUCAUUCUCUGUUCACUUAUUCAAACUGGAAUCUGUGCUGUGUGGCUGGCAACCACUCCCCCUUUCCCAGAGUUUGACAUGCACUCUCAGAUCAGUGAGAUCAUUGUGCAAUGCAAUGAAGGCUCAAACACCAUGUUCUACAUCGUCCUGGGCUACAUGGGUUUUCUGGCCAUCAUCAGUUUCACUGUGGCCUUCCUUGCGAAAAAGUUACCUGAUAGCUUUAAUGAAGCCAAGCUGAUCACCUUCAGCAUGCUGGUCUUUUGCAGUGUUUGGAUAACCUUUGUCCCAAGCUACUUGAGCACCAAGGGAAAAUACAUGGUGGCAGUGGAGGUCUUCUCCAUCAUGGCCUCUAGUGGUGGACUGUUGAGUUGUAUCUUCCUCCCCAAAUGCUACAUUAUUAUUCUUAGACCUGAUCUGAAUACCAGAGAGCAACUGGUUAGGAAACGAUAUUGAGACACUGGACUCUUUCUGCCUUUUCUAGUUCUUCAACACCAUGUCUCUCAUCAUUAUAUUCCCAUAUUAGUAGUGAAGGAAGACGUAG
Messenger RNA from Hemicordylus capensis (graceful crag lizard), 2347 nucleotides. Its product is annotated as vomeronasal type-2 receptor 26-like. The record is from RefSeq and is a predicted model, not a curated record. Gene Ontology annotation, molecular function: G protein-coupled receptor activity. Gene Ontology annotation, cellular component: membrane. The transcript has 7 exons. Gene Ontology annotation, biological process: G protein-coupled receptor signaling pathway. NCBI's taxonomy places the organism in Eukaryota, Metazoa, Chordata, Lepidosauria, Squamata, Cordylidae. Bases 1 to 2259 code for a protein of 752 amino acids.